This is a messenger RNA of Eleginops maclovinus (Patagonian blennie), 1067 nucleotides long. RefSeq names its product interleukin 17c (gene il17c). The record is from RefSeq and is a predicted model, not a curated record. Gene Ontology annotation, cellular component: extracellular region. The coding region runs from base 21 to 521 and encodes 166 amino acids. The transcript is spliced from 3 exons. Lineage: Eukaryota; Metazoa; Chordata; Actinopteri; Perciformes; Eleginopidae. Gene Ontology annotation, molecular function: cytokine activity.
ACACAGAAGACAGAGACAGAAUGGACAUCAAGCAGAUCUUCCUCUUUGGGCUCCUCCUGGCCCCCAUUUGGUCAUUCAGGAGCAGGCGCUGCCUCCCUGAGCAGGAUCUGAGGGAGGCAGCAAAGAAAAAGCUGAAGGAAAGAUUCUUCCUGGAGGCUUCAGGGAAGCAGCUGGAGCAGCAGCUGGACUCCACAUACUCCUGUCCCCUGAAGAUGUUCUCGCAGCGGCCCCCCACACACCUGAAUGGCAGGUCUCUGUCCCCCUGGAGAUACGUGUCUGAAACGAUAGAGGAUCACUUUCCCUCCACCUAUUCCAGGGCUCAGUGUCUGUGCACUGGAUGUGUGUUGAUCCAGAACUCCAGUUUGGUGGAGAGCCACGACUACAACUCAGCAUAUAUAGUACAGAGCAAGAUGUUUCUGAAGAAGGAGCUCUGCAAGGACAAGAAGACGUACCGUCUGAUGCCCGUCAGAAAGGAUGUACCUGUGGGCUGCACCUGCACCAGAGCCAACAGCACCCCCUAGAAGGAUCCCUGCAGAGCAGCUGACACUGCAGUGCACGUUGUGUUUGUUUUAAAAUGCAACCAGUUCCAGAGGGUCAGCCUCGGCUGCAGGGGCUGAGGUGAGGAGAGGGAACGUCUCCAGCUGCUCUCUGACCGAUCACUUCAAAAGUCAAAGGUCACACCUGCAUGAACGUAUAGGCUUAUUUAUUGUCAUGUCUGACAUGAGGCACCUAAAAAAAAAUUUGUAGGUCUUUUUAGGCCGUUAGAUUUUACCCUGACUUGUUUACAGCUAUGCCUCGUGCAGCUAAUGUAAAGGUGAUAUAAUGCAUAAAGUACUUCUUUUCAUAUUGAUGGGCUUUCAUCAGAGAAAAUAGCUAUUGUAUAGUUUUCUAUUUUCAUAAUUUAACUAAUAAUAUUUAAAGGACUAUCUAUUUAUUGGAGUUUUUUUCAUGUGAAAGCUUAUGAAGCUUUUGAAUGCCUACUAAGUUAUUGAAUGGAUGAGGUUAAUCUUAUAUUUAUUAAUGUUGCAUAUCUUGUAGAUUUUGUCCCAGUGGGACAUAAGUCUGAU